ACAAAGUCGCUACUAAUGGCUGUGAUUAAUGUAUACAUCAAUAAAAUGAGCUUUGACACAACUUGGGAUGUCGAUAAAUAUAAAUCUGAAUUUGAAUAUGAAGACCAUUGGCAGUUUAGACGUCAAUUUUUAAUUGCUCAUCAAGAUAAAUUUCCUGAAGAUAGACUAGUAUGCUUAGCUCAAGUUUUUUUCAACGUUGAAUUUUUAGGUUGCAAAUAUCCUAAAAAGACCAUGGAUCUCAUUGAAAAAUUAUCUGAAGGUCUAGCUGAUGAGUUAAGAGAAAAUCGCAAAGGUAAAUUACAAAGAACCUUUGUUGGAGCUUCAGAUGCUGCAGAAGAAAGAGCUAAAAAUAAACGCUGAAAUGAUCAAGCAGUUGUAUUGACUAUAAAUAAUAAACAAUGGAAUGUAUAAAUUAAGAUAUUAAGUGGAAUUAUAAGAAUUAUAAAAACCAAGGGUAGUAUAGUUCAUAACUAAAUAGGUUUAUUUAUUUUGUAAAUUAUUUGUUUAAUAAAUAAGAUACACACAAAUUA
Messenger RNA from Sipha flava (yellow sugarcane aphid), 530 nucleotides. RefSeq names its product partner of xrn-2 protein 1-like. The transcript is spliced from 4 exons. Bases 16 to 360 code for a protein of 114 amino acids. The record is from RefSeq and is a predicted model, not a curated record. NCBI's taxonomy places the organism in Eukaryota, Metazoa, Arthropoda, Insecta, Hemiptera, Aphididae.